Molecule: messenger RNA, 3071 nt
Organism: Tigriopus californicus
Lineage: Eukaryota; Metazoa; Arthropoda; Copepoda; Harpacticoida; Harpacticidae
Product: sodium-dependent nutrient amino acid transporter 1-like
Exons: 13
Coding region: 454-2760 (768 amino acids)
Biological process (GO): sodium ion transmembrane transport
Cellular component (GO): membrane
Molecular function (GO): L-amino acid transmembrane transporter activity
Source: RefSeq, a predicted model, not a curated record
UUACCCUUUAUUCCAACCACGACCCGAGAAGACUUCAUCAAUGCCUGAUCAGGAAACAGUUUGGGAGGAAUGUACGAUCAAUUCCCCCUCCUCCCCGCAAAAUCGGAGCUCUCUGACUUGAGUAUUGGGGUUAGUUGGCAUCCUGUGCCCGUGAUUGAUUGUACGAUAAGCGCAUAAGUGGUGGAAAUCCAUUGAAUUUUAUUCCGAGGAAAGGAUGUGUAAUCUUCGGGAAAUAUGUAGAAUCACGUCGAGUUGCUCCUCUGAAAUCAGGGCAAAACAGAACAGAAUAAAAUUGACACCAUUCGUUGUCCAACCGAGCUUUUUGGGAUCAGUCUUGGUCUGAGUUAUGACUUGGAUAGUGUCGUCAAUUGGGAUCUUCGCAAUUGAUAGAGAUGGUCGGCCCAAUAUCAAUCCUAUCGCUUGUGGUCUCAAGGCAGUAAAGCUCUCUUUGGUAUGAAGUCUGGAGAGUCAUCAAUUCGCAAACGGGCCGAGGCCUUAGAGCUCACACUCCAACAAAUCGCUCAAGCCAAAAUGGACACAUCAUCUCAAACAGAGGACAAAAAUAGACAACCCGAUUGUGGAUAUCCAUCUAAGACAACGCAAGAAUCUUUAAGCCAACAUUCUUCGACCUCGAAAGAAAAUGAGGCUGAAAAAGGCGUGACAAACGCCGGAUUCCAUCUCGACGAAGAUGAUGACCCUGAUCUCGUCAAUGAGGACAAUCGAGUGGAACCUUGCAUCCUUGUUCCUGAAAGCCAGGUUCCAAACACGAUGACGAUAUUUAAGAAGAAUAACAAAGUUGACGAUGAGUCGACUACCUUGUCCCACACUAAGAUUGCCAAAAAGCAUGUCAAUUACUAUGACACCAUGUCAGAAGCAAGUGCCCAUAAUACCAAAGAGGCGGUGGUUCGAGAUCAGCCAUCUCUUCAUGGUGUCUCCUCCGAGCACUCUUUGGGAACACGGUCCCAAUCCAUGAUAUCGAAGGAGGUUGAGGACGACCUCGACGACGAAGAGGAUGAUGAUGAGAACCGUCAACAAUGGUCAAACCCAAUCGAGUUCCUCCUGUCAUGCAUUGCAAUGAGCGUUGGAUUAGGCAAUGUUUGGCGCUUUCCCUUCACGGCUUAUGAGAACGGAGGCGGAGCAUUUCUCAUACCUUACAUUAUCGUGCUAUUAACCAUCGGACGGCCUCUUUACUUUAUGGAAUUGGCCUUGGGUCAAUUCGCCAGUCGAGGGAGCGUCAAGGUCUGGGAUAUGGUCCCAGGUUUUAGAGGCGUAGGUUUUGGUCAAAUGAUUGCCUGUUCUUCCGUAAUAUCUUACUAUACGUGCCUCAUCGCUCUGGCUGUUUUCUAUUUGGGGGCUUCAUUUUCGUCCGAGCUCCCUUGGACGGUAUGCGAUAACGAGCUAACACCAAAUGGAACUUUGUGCGUUUCAUCCGGAUCCAAUUCCUCCUUGGCAUUUCAAGAUUUAGUUGACCGUGGCAAAUACGAGCCUAACACCGAGUUGGAAUCCGUUAGUUCUGCAGAACAAUAUUUCAGAGUGUAUGUUCUCCACGAGAAGAAGAGUAUUGAAGAUGGACUCGGGUAUCCCGACUACAAGUUGGUGAUCUGUUUAGCGAUAUGCUACCUUCUGGUGUUUCUCACCCUUUGGAAAGGAGUUGCGUCUUCCGGCAAAGUGGCCUACUUCACUGCUUUGUUUCCUUAUGUGAUCCUCAUUACCUUAUUAGUCCGAGGUGUGACACUGCCAGGAUCAUAUGAGGGUAUCAUGUUCUACAUCAGGCCACAAUGGGAACAACUUCUAAAUGUCAAGGUGUGGUAUGCAGCUGUGACGCAGAGCUUCUUCUCACUCUCCGUUGGAUUUGGAUCCUUGAUCACGUACAGCUCCUACAACGACUUUCGUCACAACACAUAUCGUGAUGCCUUAAUCAUUAGCUUUGCUGACACCUUCACUUCUCUUCUGGCCGGUUUUACAAUCUUUUCCAUAUUGGGCAACUUGGCCGAGGAAUUGGAUAAGCCCAUUGACGAAGUCAUCAACAGUGGCACGGGCUUGGCCUUUAUCUCAUAUCCCAUGGCCAUUGGGAAAUUCGACUUCUACCCUCAGGUCUUUUCGGUAAUGUUCUUUGUGAUGCUCAUCACCCUGGGUUUGGGAUCCGUUACCGGGUUGUCAAGUGGGGUCAUUGCCAUCGUAUGCGAUCAGAAACCGAAUUGGAACAAGACCAAAGUCACGUUCAUCAUUUGUGUCAUAGGGUUCUUGAUCGGGUUGGUUUAUAUCACACCGGGUGGCCAACAUAUUUUGAAUUUGGUUGAUUACCUGGGAGGGGGGUUUGCCAUUUUUUCUCUGGCCAUUUUGGAGGUGAUCGGCGUUAGUUGGUUGUACGGCAUGCGCCGGUUUAUUCGGGACAUUCACUUCAUGAUAGAAGGAGUUAAAAUUGGUCUCUACUGGAAGUUUUGUUGGGGCAUAUUUGUUCCUGUGUCCCUCACCUUGAUCCUGAUAUAUUCCAUCUACCAAUUUGAGUGGUUGGAGUACUCCGGAGUGCCACUACCAGAGGUCUACGUCUAUGGUGGAAUGGGCUUCGUCUUGUUUGCUCUUCUCCAGGUUCCAUUUUGGCUGUGUUACUCCAUCUGUAUGGUGAAAGGAGACGAUUGCUCAGAGAAAUUCAACCUGAGCUGGAAACCCAAUGAGGCCUGGGGACCCAAAAAGGCGAAAAUUCGCCGAGAAUGGCUUCGGGCAGAAGCUGAGCAUUUCUUUGAUGAGGCUAUUAAGUAAAGAAAAAAUGCUAUUAACGCAAUUGUAUAUAGACAGACAUGCCGGGUGACUCGCUAUAUUGAGGAUGCCAAUUCUUGGAUCCAACACCUGUUCCUGUCAAGAAACAACAUGGAUUAGCAAUGCUCCAAGUUAUCUUGACAGCUUGAGGCAUGUUGGCUGAGUUGAAUUUGUAUUAAAUGAGGUGGAAAUUCCAGAGCAAGGAGCUAAUUCGCAAGCCGAUAAGAUGUAAUUUAUUGUAAAUGAUGAUAGUAGUGUUGAGCACGUGUGUGUCAGUAUUUUCCAUUCAAAUAAACCUAACAGGGAUGAGACGA